Messenger RNA from Ostrea edulis (European flat oyster), 1372 nucleotides. Its product is annotated as RING finger protein nhl-1-like. Gene Ontology annotation, biological process: double-strand break repair. Gene Ontology annotation, cellular component: nucleus; site of double-strand break. Gene Ontology annotation, molecular function: ubiquitin-protein transferase activity; nucleosome binding. The record is from RefSeq and is a predicted model, not a curated record. The transcript is spliced from 3 exons. NCBI's taxonomy places the organism in Eukaryota, Metazoa, Mollusca, Bivalvia, Ostreida, Ostreidae. The coding region runs from base 419 to 1174 and encodes 251 amino acids.
GUUAAAGAUAGCCACAGGACAUGGUGGAUCUAUGUUUUUAUUUAAAGGAAAAGAAAUAGCAACCAUGCUUACAGGGGGAAAUAACAACUUGAAAAUGAAAGACAAAUAAAUAAAUAAAAUUAAAUUAAAAAUAAUAAUGAUGAAAUGAAUAAUUUAAGAAUGAUAAUAAUAGAUUGUAAUAAAACAAUCCCAAGAAUCCCGAAACCAUAUUGAACAAUCAGUAAAAUAUACGUCACGGGGAUUUUUGCUUUUACUUAUAUUGUGACGUCAUAAAAGAAUUACGUCACCUCCUUAGAUUCGGUUGUUAUUUUUUUUCCCCACGGCGAUGGGUGAGUUCUGUUAGGGAGGUCUACAUUUUUAUGUUUUCUUUAUAAUAUAUUUUUUUUUUAAGAAUUCGUAGCUAUUAGGUUAAUACAACAUGGGAAACGAGCAUGAAUUAGAGAAAAUUGUUGGAGCGGAAGUAAUUGGUUUUUUAAAGUGCAACAUUUGCUGGGAUAUUUUUACGGAACCCACCAUUUUACCUUGUGGACACACGUUCUGUAUGGGAUGUCUGAAUGAGAUAGGUCGGCACCGGUCAAAAAAUACUAAAAUAACAGCUAUUUGUGACAUCACAAUACUCUGCCCUAACUGUCGUCAUAGUGUUCUCCUGGAUGACGUCAACAAACUUAAAAAUGGUGUUCGAUUAAACUACGCAUUGAGUUCAAUAAAGGAAACACUGACAACUUUUCAAUCUGCGCCAAAGGUGGACGCUGCUACCAAUACUGAAACAAACGCAGUGAUGGAUGAAAAGCUGAAAAACAUAGAACAAAAUAUGAACGCCGCCUUCCAUCAACUGAAGAAAAGGGGCAACGUUAUUCACAGCGCUUAUUCUGAGAUCGCUAAAAUCAGGGAGAGGAAGGAUUUGGUGUCCGAUAGACAUCAACGAAACAACCGCUCACCGAACCCAACUCGUAAAUCUGAUGAGGGAUUUGACAUUCUGAAGAGCAAACUUAAUGCCAAUCAGCCCGAAUUUGUUCCACGUAGUCAUGCCAACUUGAAACAAUAUCAGAGAACGAGAGGAUAUCAGUUUUAUGAGCAAAGUCACUGGCGCCCUUCGCCCGGUAUGGUCAACCAAUAUCGUCACGGCCUUCCCGUGGACCCCGCCAUCGUUUCCAUUUAUGGCCCACCAAGAUAGAAACAGCAAAUAAUAAUUUGAGAUUCAGUGCUUUAUUUCAAAGCAAUGACCUUACUAUUUUUUGUACGACGCCAAUAGUUUUUGUACAUCUGGGUUUUUCCAGAAACAUUUGAUAUUUUAUAAAACUUUUAUGUAGUUUAUAUACUAUGUUUUGAUAAAAGAGUUUUGUUUUAAUAAAAAACGUAUUUUCAUACAUAA